Messenger RNA from Funneliformis caledonium, 633 nucleotides. Lineage: Eukaryota; Fungi; Glomeromycota; Glomeromycetes; Glomerales; Glomeraceae. The record is from the annotation of a GenBank genome assembly.
AUGGUGAACGGAAAUCACGGAAAUAAUGAGAAUAAUGAGAACAACGAGAACAACGAGAACACUUACGAAGAUAAGAUUGUUUUGCAUGUAAAUAGUUUUCCAGUUUAUUCAAGUUUAUUAAUGACUAACACUUCCGUUUCAGGAAAUGGUAACAAUAUACCCUAUCAUCUAAAAAGAACUUAUGAGAGUCUAACUAGAAGGCAGAGAGAAAUUUAUGAUGAUUUUCCCUCUCGUAAUGCAAAAAUUCUUUAUUUAGAAGGGCUUAUCAAGGAGAGGAAAAAAUCAGAAAUUGGAUCUGAAGUAAUGAGUUGUAUAAUAUACACAUUUAUUACUUGUCUUAUCAUUUCGAUAUAUGGAUUUUAUUUCAAGAGCGAAAAAGAAUCUACAAAGUAUUUUAUUGUAUUGUUGAGUAGUAUCUACUACUUGGCUAAAAUUCUUAUACUGGGAAUAACUAUGGAAAGACUAGGAAUACUUUAUAAUAAUAAAGUUCGUUUAUAUACUGCCAUUCUAAAUAUUUUGUGUACAUCUUUGGUGAUAUUCUUAGGCAUAUUUAUCAUUUCUCCAACUAUAUUUAUUUUACUUGUGAAUGUUGGAAUCGAUAUUGCCAAACUUAUUGUUAAAUUCUAUGGUUGA